This is a messenger RNA of Argiope bruennichi, 1942 nucleotides long. Its product is annotated as glycine receptor subunit alpha-3-like. The coding region runs from base 133 to 1401 and encodes 422 amino acids. Lineage: Eukaryota; Metazoa; Arthropoda; Arachnida; Araneae; Araneidae. Gene Ontology annotation, biological process: chemical synaptic transmission; regulation of membrane potential; signal transduction. The transcript has 9 exons. Gene Ontology annotation, cellular component: neuron projection; membrane; synapse. The record is from RefSeq and is a predicted model, not a curated record. Gene Ontology annotation, molecular function: chloride channel activity; transmembrane signaling receptor activity; neurotransmitter receptor activity.
UUCACAUCACAUCACCGGAGCAGGCCGAAACUUCAUAGAAUACAACCGACAGUAACAGGCAACAUUUAAUUUCAAAUUUUCCUCAAAGCAAAGAAACACAUUUUAUUAAUUAUAUUAAUAUAAAUUUCCGAAAUGGGGUUUCUGCUUACAUGCGCUCUGGUUUAUAUAAUAUUUUCCACUACUGUACUUUCGGCAACUGAAACUUUUAGACCAAACAGCACAAUUGAUGAUCUGAAUUUGCUUGACGCUCUACUGAAAAAUUAUGAUCGCAGAGCCUUGCCAACAAGUCAUAAAGGAACUCCAACUGAGGUUCGCUGCGAAAUGUAUAUUCGAAGUUUUGGAUCCAUUAAUCCCUCUACCAUGGAUUACGAAGUUGAUCUUUAUUUGCGCCAGAAAUGGUUGGAUGAAAGAUUAAGAAAGCCCGAGAUGUCAAGGCCUCUCGACUUAAACGAUCCCAAACUAGUUCAACGCAUUUGGAAACCUGAAGUCUUUUUUGCAAAUGCUAAACAUGCCGAAUUUCAGUAUGUGACUGUUCCGAAUGUCCUUGUUCGAAUAACGCCUUCUGGACAUCUAUUGUAUAUGCUCAGGCUGAAACUUACAUUUUCCUGCAUGAUGGACUUGUACAGAUUUCCCUUAGACACUCAAGUCUGCACUAUUGAAUUGGCUUCGUUUUCAAAAACCACUAGCGAACUGAAUCUGAAAUGGUCCGAGGAAAAUCCUGUGAAUUUGUUUGAAAAGUUGAAGUUACCCCAAUUUGAAAUAAAGAGUGUAAAUACUUCUCUCUGCAGUGAGAAGUUUCAUAUAGGGGAGUACAGUUGCUUGAAAGCUGAAUUCAAUCUUCAGCGAUCAAUCGGAUUCCACCUCGUGCAGUCGUACUUGCCAACCAUACUGAUUGUGGUCAUCUCCUGGGUGUCUUUCUGGCUUGAUGUUGAAGCAAUCCCAGCUCGGAUAACACUCGGCGUGACCACUCUUUUGACUAUCUCUUCCAAAAGCUCCGGCAUCCAGAGUAACCUUCCACCAGUGAGCUAUGUAAAAGCUAUUGAUGUCUGGAUGGGUGCCUGCACCACCUUCGUUUUCACAGCACUUCUCGAGUUCACUUUGGUCAACUAUCUGUGGCGUAAGAGGAGAGCUACUCCUCCAAGCAUCAAGGUGGCUGAUGAAAAUAUAUCACUCAGAAUGUAUGAAGAGAAGGAAGAGUGCAACGGAACUAAGAAGGUUACCAAAAUCCAACAGGAAUCUGACGAUGAUGAGCCUGUGGAGGAGAAAAAUAACCCAAGAGUCAAACCCUAUGGUGGAACCCACAAGAUAUCUGCUAAGCGCAUCGAUCAACUGUGUCGCGCUGGAUUUCCCAUUUUGUUCUUGAUCUUCAAUAUUUGUUAUUGGCCCUACUAUCUGUUUUAGAUGCAGCAACAAUUCUUUUUUUGUUAAAUUGGGUCAUAAAUUUUUAAUUUAUAUUAUGUUUCUUCAAAUCAGUCAGUAGAGUGUGUUCCAUUUUAGUGCAAUUUACGAGGAAUUAAUUUUAAAUUAAUUUAAUUCAAAAGAAGAAAGUUUAUCGUUUUCAGAUCUGGUAUUUAAUAUUUUUUAUUGGCCCGAUUAUCUUUUCCAGUUGCUGCAAUAACUUAACUUUUUUUUUCUGUAUGUAAUAAUUAGAAUUUUUAUUGAUAUUUUUCUUUAAUUUCUAAUUACAAUGUGAAUAAUUAUAUUAGACAUAGAGUUAGAAAAAUAGUGACUGAAUUAUAAAGUUUGAAAAGUAUAUAUAAGUGAUUCACAUUUAAUUGAGAAACAUUUAUUUGGGAAGAUUUAAGCAUGAUUUUACUAUUACUAUAACAAACGUACGCGCAAGGAAUUUUGUUUUAAUAAACUCAUUCCGAUUCUUGAAUAUUUCACCAUAAUUGAAAUAUUAGUCCUAAUUUCUAAACUAGCUUGAAAUUUAUGCUGUUAA